Lodderomyces pseudojiufengensis is the source of this 4134-nucleotide messenger RNA. RefSeq names its product RNA helicase. Gene Ontology annotation, biological process: nuclear-transcribed mRNA catabolic process, nonsense-mediated decay. The record is from RefSeq and is a predicted model, not a curated record. Gene Ontology annotation, molecular function: RNA helicase activity; cyclic-nucleotide phosphodiesterase activity. Gene Ontology annotation, cellular component: cytoplasm. Bases 1 to 4134 code for a protein of 1377 amino acids. The transcript is spliced from 3 exons. NCBI's taxonomy places the organism in Eukaryota, Fungi, Ascomycota, Pichiomycetes, Serinales, Debaryomycetaceae.
AUGGGCGUAGCUUUAUGGCUUUGUCCCAAACCCAAUUCUCAAAUAUAUGAUAAAUUAUCAACACUAAUGAGUUCAAUUAACACAUUAUUUCCAGGUCAAUCACCAAAAUUUGAACCACAUAUAACUAUAACUACAAAUAUACUGAUUGAUUUAGAUGAUAAAACCAAAACAAGAGAUGAUGUAGAUAAAGUUUUAUCAGCUUCUGCAGUUGCUUUACAAUCAUUACCUCAAAAUCAUUCAAAUUUAGUUACCUUGGGGAAAAUCAAUAGUCAAAGAAAAUAUUUUCAAAAACUAUAUUUUGAAGUAUUAAAAGAUCCAAAUUUAAUAUCUUUUGCAAGAAUAAUUAGAGAAUUAUUUGUUAUAGCACCUUAUGAUAUUGAAUCAGAGAAUAAAAAACAAAAUCCACAUUUAUAUACAACUGAUCAUCAUGGAAACACAGUGAGAAGAAAACCACUGAAGAAACAUCGUCAUGAAGAAGCACAAACAAAGCAAUUUGAUACAUCAGAAAUACAAAGAGCAGCAUCAUAUAAAGCUGCAGAAUGGGCUGAGAAAGAAUAUUUACCUCAUUUAUCAUUAGUGUAUAAUAAUAUGUGGCCCAUAGAUAAUGCGUUAUGGUUAACUAUAAAACAAAGAAUCAAUGAUUAUAUGGGGAUAGAAGAUGUUGAUGCUGAAGGUUUAGAAGAUAAUGGAUAUGGAUGGGAUGGUGGAGUUUUAAAAUUAGUACUUUGUGAAGGUGAUGUAAAUCAAUGGUUGAUUUUAGGAAAAUCAGAAGCUUUAAUGCUGCAACCAAAAGAUGAAAAUUACUUAUGUAUAACAUGUUCUGAGACGUUUGAAACACCAUCAGAUAUUCAAAAACAUUUAUCAACCACAAGGCACAAGUCAGUAAAACUAAUCAAAACAGAUGAAACAAUGGAGUGUGAAGAAUGUUCAGAUUCAAAUAUUCAUCAACUAGCAAUACUAAGAUAUGGUUAUAAUGAUAUGGCUUUAUUAUGUCAACUUUGUUUAAGUAAUGUUACUAAGGAAACAGGUGAACAACCAUCAGCAAAUUAUACAUUAUCUAAUGGAGCAUUUUUUGGAAAAUUAAAUCAAUAUUUAAAAUUUAGAGAUAUUGAAUGUAUACUAUGUGGCAGUGAAGAUAAUUUAUUUGUUGGUAAUACAUCAAAAGGACAAGUCAUAGCAUGUAAGAAUUGUACACCUCAAUAUGAAUCUCAAAAUAUAAACUUUGUAGGAGAAAAUGAUGAGAAGUUUUUAACUGAAUUAUUAGGAUUGAAAGAAGUUAUUGUGAAAAAAUCAAUUAGAGGUGGUGGAAGAGGACGUCGUGGUGGAAGAAGAGGCGGUAAAAGAGGUGGCAAAAGUGAUAGACCGUCAAGAAGACCCAAGAAGGAAGACCCUGAAGCUGAAUCUAGAAGACAACAUUAUCAAGAAUCAAAACAAAGUGCCAGUAAUAUCAAAUCUGGCUCAACUGUAAAGGCUAUAGGAUCAUCAAAUGUUGGAAAAACUAAUGAGAAAAAUUCAUUGAGCAAAGUGAAAAAUGCUCCAAGUAAUGGAAGAUUCUCAAGAUCAGAUGCAAGCUCAACUUCAAAAAAGUUUAACAACGUGAAUGGCUCAAAAAGUAAUUCAAGAUUACCUGCAACUAACAGCAAUAAAAUAAAUACGAACUCAACAUCUAAACAGUACCAAUCAUUGAAUAUUUCGGAUGGUACAAAUUCAAAUGGACAUUCGAAACUGAAAAAUCCAAAUGUUCACGAUAAUACAUCAAAAGGCAAGAAAGACACUCUAAAAAGUAGCACGUCAAGUAGGAACUCACCAAAAGGUAACAACACACCCGAAACUAAUAACACACCUAAAACUAAUAACACACCUAAAACUAAUAACACACCUAAAACUAAUAACACACCAAAAACUAAUAACACACCUAAUAAUUCAAAGAAAGCAACUCCUAGAUCAUCGAAUCAUCCAACACCAACUAAUUCAAAUAAACAAACUCCUAUAUCAUCCAAAAAAACCACACCACUAAAUUCAGGUAAUCAAACACCAAUUCGAAGUCAAAGUCCAAGUAUAAACAAAACAACUAAUCCUUCAACAACUUCAUCAUCUGAUUUAAUUUUACCACCAUAUAUAACCAAAUAUCAUCCAUCAUCAAAAUUAAAACUAUCAUAUGAUUCAAUAGAGGAAUAUUUUAGAGAAAUGAGUUUUAAUAUAUUUUUAGAAGAUCAAUUAACAAAUGAUUCAAAUAUAAUUGAACCAAAAGAUCUAAUGAUUGAAUGGUAUGAAGAUCAAGAUAAAAAAAAUAAUCAAUUUAAAGUAAGUAUACCAAUGAAAUCUGAAAUUAUUGAUAGAUUUUUAUCAGAUAGAUUUAAAAAAUUAAAAAAAGAUCCUUUUCAAAAAGAUCAAGCUAUGUUUUUAAUAUUAGAUGAUGAUAUUCCAUGGUAUGGGAAAGUAGCUACUGUUGAUGGAGUUAAAUCGGGAGGAAAAGGGAAAAAUAAGAGAUCAAAUAAAGUUGAUUAUAUUGAAUUAGUUAUUGUAUUAUAUAAAUGGAAUAAUCAACCAUUACCCAAAACUAUCCAUUCAAAACAUUUAAAACUUUUACCUGCUUCCGUACCAGUAUCAAGAAUUUUAAAUGCAAUGGAUAAUUUAAAUAAUGAAAAUUUUAAAAAAAUGUUAUUAGGUAAAGAGCCCAUCAAGCAAAUUUUCUUUAAAAAUAAAGUAAAUUUUUCAACAAAUUUAAAUGAUUCUCAAAAGGCUGCUAUUCAAUCUGUUUUAAAUAAUAAAAUAAGUGUUGUUCAGGGACCUCCUGGUACUGGUAAAACUUCUGCAAUAUAUGAAACUAUAAUUCAAUUAUUAGAAUCUUUAAAUACUUAUCCUAUAUUGGUUGUUGCAGCUUCAAAUAUUGCAAUAGAUAAUAUAGCAGAAAAAUUAUUACCAAAACAUGAAAAAUCAAUCAUUAGAAUAACAGCAUCUGAAAAGGAAAAGGAAUAUAAUAUACAACAUCCAUUAGCUUCAAUUUGUUUACAUCAUAAAAUUUAUAAUGCAAUGUCACAAAAAUUUCAACAAGUACAACAAGAUUUAAGAAAUAAAAAUGCAUCAGUUAGUAGCAAUGCUUAUAAAAAAUAUGCUCAAGAUAAAUUUCAAAUUUCAAAAGAACAAAUAGCACAAGCAAAAGUUAUAUUAACUACAACAGUUGUUGCAGGUAGUUCACAAUUAAAAAAUUUACAAAAAUGUCCAGUUGUAAUAAUGGAUGAAUCAACUCAAUCUUCUGAACCAAGUACAUUAAUCCCAUUAGCAGUACCAGGAGUUGAAAAAUUUGUAUUUGUUGGAGAUCAAAAACAAUUAAGUUGUUUUUCAUUAAUCCCCAAUUUAUCAACAUCAUUAUUUGAAAGAAUUUUAAUGAAUGAAGCUUAUAAAAAACCUCAUAUGUUGAAUAUUCAAUAUCGUAUGCAUCCUCAAAUUAGUGAAUUUCCAAGAAUGAAAUUUUAUAAUAAUGAAUUAUUAGAUGGUAUAACUAAUGAAAAUAGAAACAUGAAAAAUAUACCAAAUGAUAAACCUGUGUAUUUUUGGGAUACCAAAAAUAAUGCACCAGAGCAAUCAGUUAGAAAUUUUUUAAGAGAAGAUCAUGGAUAUACAUAUAAUAAUCCAGGAGAAAUAAAAUAUAUAAAAGAAGUAAUUAAAAAUCUUAUAAUUGAAAAAGGAAUAUCACGUGAAGAAAUUGGAAUAAUAACUCCUUAUUCAGGUCAAAGAGAUUUAAUAUCAUCAAAUUUAAUAAAAGAUGAAAUAAUAAAUCCAACAAAUUUAGAAUUAAAAAUUGAAAUUGAUUUAGAUGAUAUUUCAAAUGAUUCAAAACCUAUAAAUAUUCAUAUUGUUUCAGGAAUAAUGAUUGCAUCAAUUGAUGCAUUUCAAGGUAGAGAAAAAAAUUUUAUGAUUAUGUCAUGUGUUAGAUCAAACCCCCAGAAUAAUAUUGGAUUUUUAAAAAAUGAAAGAAGAUUAAAUGUUGCUUUAACAAGAGCAAAAUAUGGAUUAAUUAUAAUUGGAAAUUACAAUUGUUUGAAACAAGGUGAUGAUUUAUGGAAUGAAUAUUUAAGUUAUUUAAAAGAAAAGGAUUUAGUUCAUGAUAAUGAUAGGUUUGAGUAUGUAUAG